Molecule: messenger RNA, 2574 nt
Organism: Darwinula stevensoni
Lineage: Eukaryota; Metazoa; Arthropoda; Ostracoda; Podocopida; Darwinulidae
Source: the annotation of a GenBank genome assembly
AUGGGAAACGCCUGCUGCAGCGGCACCUCAGACCAGACAGACGAAGCGGGCCAUCCCAUCCCCAAUGACGACUCCGUGGACGGCGGUCAUCCAGGGUCAUCAGACGAAGCGGAUGAAGCGAAGGAGCUCAGCUUCCAAGCCCUCCAAUACGAUCUCCUUCACAGGCAGCACAUGUUCAUACUCAACAAUGUCUUUCUGGCGGUUCAGUUCUUCGGAAACUACGAAAAGGAAAAGGAAGAGAUAGACGCGAUGAAGAACGAAAGAGAUCGAGAGAUGACACGAAAGCUCCUCCCCCGCCAGAAGACCUGCUUCUUCACGGGUUGCCUCUACGAAAAACUCGGGGACAACGUAAUGCUGCGCAGACGGAAGGAACCCCAUGCCAAGUCCAUCGCCCCCGCCAUGGAGUACUACAUCAACUACGAAAACGCCGAAAUCCUAAGCGACGAAUCCCGCGCCGACCGCGAUCGAGCCGGAUUGCAAUUCAAAAUGGACACCGACACCAAAGCAUUCCAACGGGGCGAGGUCUACCUGUGCCUCGAUCGCGGGGCCGACGAGGGACCGGGCCUCGACGGAUGGGGCGCCAGCAGCAUCGGAUACGAAAGCUCCGACUACGCCAGCAGCACCGACGCGAGCUGCUGCGAUUCGGGAAACAGAAUUCAUGGAAGUUCAGAUCGGCAGGAAUAUAAGGAAGCGAACGCGUUGUUCCCGGCGUCGGCGAAAGCGGCUUGGACCAGCAAAAUGCAAAAUGAGAAAAUCGGAAGCCAUCUGACGGCGGACCGUCGACCCGACGUCUCGGACCCUGGCAUCAGAAAUCCCAGAGUCUCUGAUUUUAGCAACGGCCGGAUGAUCCGGUCGGAGCUUCACGACUGCAUCCGGCACUUGAGGAGACACCUUCGAGACGAUUCGCGCACCAGUAGCACCCUCAACGUGGAUGUGCUUUCGUCGUCGGCGCUGGCCCGCAGGUUCACCGAAAACUUCGAAGACGUCGCGCUGCUGCUUGGGGAUGAGGAGCUGGCUUACGACUACGCGUCGCGGUAUCACACGGUGAGUUACGAGACGCGCAGCCACGGAAACUCCUCGCAUUACGCGUUCGUCCCGACGAUCGCGGUCCCGUUCUGGCCCGACGAAUGGCGCGAGUGGAUCGCGAAGAAGCGAGCGCCCGCAAGAGACCCGCGAAUCGAUCUCGUCCACUCGUGGCCGACGAAGGAGAUCGUGGAGAAGGCCCUGCGUCUCGGCUGCAACCUGAUCCCGCGGCUCCCCGAUCGCCCCUCCCGCCCCUCCGCCACUCAUUCCUGGACGGCCGACUUCGGCAAGAUCGAGACCUUCCUCUUGGCGACCCUCCGCCACUCGCAGAUCCGCUGCUACCUCUUCUGCAUCCUCCUCUACAAGACGUUCCUCGAAGACGCCAGGGGCCCCCUCGUCAACGCCCUCCACAUCCGCCACAUCCUACUGAAAGCCUGCGAGGACGACCCCCUGCGAUGGCCAGCGGAGCGAUCGGCCGAGAAGGUCUUCCACGUCUUCAGGUCCCUGCUCCAAGCCCUCCAGAAGCAACGCCUCCAGAAUUACUUCGUCCGGAAGACGAACAUCCUCGAGAACGUCCCGAUGAACCAGAUCCUUCGGAUCUCGAAGCGCCUCUCGGAGAUUCUCGAGAGCUGGCCGGUCGGCAUCUUCCACGUCCUCGAGGCUCUCGGCUCCCUCGAGUUCGCGCCGGGAUUCUACCCGCGCUUUCCGUUCGAGAAGCUCAAUUAUUACCUCACGGUGGAUAAGGAGACGCUCAUAGCCCAGCUUCCGAUUACGGAGAAUCCCGAACAUCCCGAGACGAUCAAUUCCGCGGGGGAAGAAAGCGAAGAGAACGCCCGCAUCAGGCGAGAACGCGCACGCCAUUACAUGAGAAAUCAGCGAAUUUUUCACGGAAGAGGAAUCGACUUCAACGCGAAGAUUUGGCACUUGGAGAAAAUCCGUCUGAACAGCAUCCUCCCCCUCUUCAUCGAGCACUUCAUCGCCAUGGGUCGAAAGUCCGACGAGUUCCGCGACCGAAGCCAGGCUCUCCUAUACCUGAACCAGGCCGAGAACCUCACGCGCCUCGUGCGGGAUCAGUGCCACGACGGCGAGAAGUCCAACAGAUACUUCGAGGACAUCAAACGAGUUCGAAGCACCUUAAGGGUCGGGGUGGGAGACAGGAGGAAGGAGACUCCCUGGACUUCGUCAUCCUCGAAGUCAAAGUCAGACAAAGUCCUCCUCAGAUCCCGGCAGUUCCAAAAAAGCAGCCCGAAGCCGACGACCCCGUCACGCCCUGCGAAUCCCCAGCCCGCAGACCAAGCCGAGGAAAACCUCGUCGAAGUGCAAGCAGGCAUCCACGCACAGAACGCAUCGACGCCGCACGCACCACGACCUCCCGCCCCGCCCGACUCCCUCUACACUUCCGCCCCCUCGAUGGGAAUCAUCCGAGAAGACGAAUCGGAGAAUUCCCAAGACGAGACCGGAAAUCCCCCCGGGCAACACGAUGCUGCACUCGGUCGAAAUCGCGAACUCCGGAGAGAAAACUCGUUCGAAGAGUGCGUCACAAAACUCUGA